AUGCUUGAAGAAGACAUGUCUAUGGCAGUGACACAAGGUGUUCGAGUUGACGACGGGUUUGUAUGCAAGCGGCAGCGAAGUCUUUAUGGCUUGAAGUUAACCGCUGCAGUCUGGCACAAGACUAUUCGAGAUGUAUUUGUUGACAUGGGAUUCGCACAAUGCCAUGCAGAUCCAUGUAUGUUUGUCCGUCUAGUCAACGAUGACAAGCCUCCUGUGUAUAUCGUACUCUAUGUCGAUGAUCUGCUUGUCGGCUGUACCACGGAUGCUGAGGCAGAUGCGAUUUGUGCUGCACUUAGUGCCAAAUUCGCCGUGAAAUCUGUUUGCGACGCUAGAUAUGCUCUCGGGAUGGAGAUUUAG
Messenger RNA from Plasmopara halstedii, 357 nucleotides. Its product is annotated as FOG: Transposon-encoded proteins with TYA, reverse transcriptase, integrase domains in various combinations. Bases 1 to 357 code for a protein of 118 amino acids. Lineage: Eukaryota; Oomycota; Peronosporomycetes; Peronosporales; Peronosporaceae. The record is from RefSeq and is a predicted model, not a curated record. The transcript has a single exon.